CCCCGACUGCACAACAGAGACAACACUGACACACACUAUCCUUUCAUCCUCUCCCACCAUUCAGUCUACUCCUCUGCUCCACCAGCGUCCUUCCAUCGAUCACACUGCGACAUGAACGAAAUGGUGCCGAUCCAGCCACUCGGCUCGACCCUCUCCCUUCGCAGGUGGGCUGAUGCCAUACGCGUGCCACUCCUUCCAGAAGCCAUCCUCUGCACAAUCCUGUCUGCAGUCGUCUUCUUCCUGCCAGAAAACCUCCUUUACUCGGUCCAAAUGUGGAUCACGAAUCUGACCAAGGCCAUCGGCAUAUCUUCUGGGGUUGUUUAUGUCAAGAUCAUUGGCGAUAAAGUCGACUCAGAACGAUUUACAGUUUUGGCCACGGGGUUCUAUAUCUGGCAUUUUCCUUUCAUUGAAGCCCAUGCUACUGUGAAAAGCUUUUUGGAUCGGUUCCAUCACGCCUCAUUCGUGUUGUGCGUACUACUCCCCCACCUGCCUUUCCUCGCCGAUCAGAAACGGGCCCUCACGGAACUCCCACUGGAGUUUUUGCUCUUCGAACUGACCAAUAUCCCUUACAAUAUUGGAUUCAUAUGCAACGAUCUAGGUUACAACCACGCUGCCAAAAUUUGUCGCUACAUACGAUUUGCGGUUUUCUUGGUAGUCCGCAUCGUCUACGGAACUUAUCUAGCUACGAACAAAUCGACGGUUCUGUAUCAGCUCUGGGCAGACUCACAGUCAAUACUACUGAGCUGUGUCCUUAGCUUAUACUGCGUUUGCAAUUUGGGACAGCUCCUUUCUAAUAUCACAUGGGCUUCGAAGAUACUGCUCAAGCUGUUUGAGACGGAAGAGGAAGGGGGAGCACGGCCGGCUGCCGAGGCGGCUGCUACUGGCAGUCGAGACGAUCGGCUGCAAUGAGGGCAUCAAGUGAGGAUUCAGCAGUGGCUGUACGGGGGGCCGUCGCCUUAAUGGAAAACCUCAUGAUAUAGGGUGGCAGAAGUCUGACAGAUUUGUAAUCGAAGCAUCUUCGAACAGUUGGUAAGGCACAAUGAAGUUGCCAGUCGGGCUACAAGGCGAGCGAUGUGAUAUAGUCCAGGCAGAGUUUUCCA
Molecule: messenger RNA, 1100 nt
Organism: Microdochium trichocladiopsis
Lineage: Eukaryota; Fungi; Ascomycota; Sordariomycetes; Xylariales; Microdochiaceae
Exons: 4
Coding region: 112-909 (265 amino acids)
Cellular component (GO): membrane
Source: RefSeq, a predicted model, not a curated record